Pseudocercospora fijiensis CIRAD86 is the source of this 823-nucleotide messenger RNA. RefSeq lists its product as uncharacterized. The coding region runs from base 32 to 604 and encodes 190 amino acids. The record is from RefSeq and is a predicted model, not a curated record. The transcript has a single exon. Lineage: Eukaryota; Fungi; Ascomycota; Dothideomycetes; Mycosphaerellales; Mycosphaerellaceae.
ACUACUCUAGCUCUUUCGAGCACAAUGCUGUAUGUCAGACGCCAGCAGAAGCCACGAUGGAGGCACUGAAGGGAGGGAAAAGAUCGAUUCUGCAAGCCCUCAUGAGAGCCAGCCAAAAGUUGACUCCGCCAGUCCCUACGAUCACCGCUCUUCCCACCAUGAUGAGCUAGACGGCCUCCCAUCAACAGAACAACUCAAAGGCAUCCUCAUCCGCUACGUCAAAGCCGUAAACAGCCGCACUUUCGACAUUUCUCAACUACCUUGGACACGUGUAGCGCCAGGUUAUACAGGCGUCUUACACAACCCCAAAGAGCCUACCACGUCAGCGCAAGCUAUCAUUGAUCAACAGAAACACUAUCUCUCUAUCGCUCCGGAAUACUCGCUCAAGAUUCUGGAUCUGGAAGUGACUUACCUGAACGAGGACACUGGGAAAGCGACUUUGUUCUGGAAUAGUGAGACGAGCGGAUUGUAUCCCGAUGUCAAAAUUCACACUACCGGAAUCGUGGAGUUCAGGAGGAUUGGCGUGAAGUGGAUGGCGAGCAAGUUCCAAGGCGCGAGGGGUAUGAGGAGCCCUGGUGAGGGUGUCGACGUGCCAAUGUUCUAGGCUGUUGGAUAUGCCACGAGGAGAGGGACUCAAUUCUUGUAUCCAGUCAAGUGGAGUCGGAGCCGAUGUGGUGAUGGUGUCGGGGCUCCCGGAUGAGAAGACUCUGUAUAUCUCAGCACGCAUCAGUACCUUUCGUCAUGACGCUGUCAGUCUGUUUGCUGCCGCCAGGCAGAAUUGAGUUCGCGUUGGUAGCGCGAAAUGGCAGGCACACUGACAUCA